AUGGGGGAGCGGUCUCCGUUGGGGGAGCAGCAGCCUGCCCACGGGUCGGAGCCUGGCCACGGGUCGGAGGCUGGCCACGGGGUGGAGGCUGGCCACGGGGCGGAGCAAGACCGUUCCUUCACGCCGAAGCUGGAGUUAGACACCGCACUGCCUUCCGACAUAACACCGUUGGAUCAGGACGCCAACCAACAAGGCCACGAGACGCCACUUCCCGAAGCUCACCCGACCUCUCUUUCCGAGAAGAGAGAGGACGCGUUCAUCCAAUCCACAGUACAACCUCAAGAGGAGGACACUCAGGUGGGCGGUAGCCAAGAGGGCAAUAGCCAAGAGGUAGGCAACCAGGCAGCGGGGAGUACCCCAGAGGUAGGCACCGAGGCGGUGGGCAGUAUCCCGGAGGAGGGCACGCCAGCGGAUGAGUUGGUGGAGUCACAGGGCGAGGAGUCCCCGCACUUUAGCACGUUAACUGCUGCUGAGGGUCACACGGAAGCGAGCACUGGUCACGGCACCCCCACAGAGCCCCUGUCUACCUCACGAAUCACAGAAGAGCCACAAAUCACAGAAGAGCCACGAACCACAGAAGACACACGAGGCACGGAAGAGUCGCGAAUUGCGGCAGCACAUAUCACAGACACUGCAGAGUCGCGUUACGAAGACGGACGGAAACGAGGCCUCGAAGACGCGGCCACGCCGUCCAUGAAACGCGGGCCGGCCUGCACGCCACCCACCGUCAUGGAGACACCCACGCCGGCUGGCGGGCAAAGCUACACCUCUUCUGGUGUAGGACCUCGGUCGGUGGAAGAGAACCGGACCACGCUAUGGAUCGGAGACCUAGAACGUUGGGAGGAUGAGGAGUACAUCUACAACUACUUCGAACAAUACUUCCCUCAGUCGGUGACCUCAGUCAAGAUCGCGCGCGACCGAGACCAACAACGAAGUCUCGGCUAUGGCUUCAUCGACUUCGUCAACCGCGAGGUGGCCGAACGCGUCCUCGCUUCUGCUGCCGCAUUCAAACGGUCCCACGGCCGGCGCUUCAAACUGACCUGGGCCCGAGGCAAGACCCGCCAACCAUUCAAUCCCGCUGCGGCUCAUAACAGAGGCAUGAUGGGAGUCGCUCCAGGCAUGGCGCCGGGUUCUCCCGCCCCGUUGGCCGUCACGCCACCGCCCUUCGUGCCCGGCGCCGGGCCUGGACGAUGGUGCAUCGAUAUCCCGAAGCUGCCCAACUUUUGUACGCAGCCAAGGAUCGUAGAAGCUGUCCUCAGACCCCUCUCGCUCGAUACAUGUACGUCCAUCGAGCCCUAUGACAAUGAAAGCUUGCGAUUAGUGUUUGCAACAUCCAACGCCUUCUUCGCAUUCAUCGGCAGAUACAGGGACGGACGCUUCGAUAUCGGAGGCCAGUCAGUCGCCUAUCUGGUCCCCCCUGACGUCAUGGAGAGAUGGACAAGAAUGUAUGAGCAAAGCAGAACGCAACCCCCCACCAACACCGCCGCACCACUGUACGGUGGCUCCGCGGCCGGAAUCACCUCCCAGUGGCACAGGAUGUGA
This is a messenger RNA of Gregarina niphandrodes, 1542 nucleotides long. RefSeq names its product RNA recognition motif protein. Bases 1 to 1542 code for a protein of 513 amino acids. Gene Ontology annotation, molecular function: RNA binding. The record is from RefSeq and is a predicted model, not a curated record. NCBI's taxonomy places the organism in Eukaryota, Apicomplexa, Conoidasida, Eugregarinorida, Gregarinidae. The transcript has a single exon.